This is a messenger RNA of Ananas comosus (pineapple), 2736 nucleotides long. Its product is annotated as mitogen-activated protein kinase 10-like. Bases 552 to 2267 code for a protein of 571 amino acids. Gene Ontology annotation, cellular component: cytoplasm; nucleus. Gene Ontology annotation, molecular function: MAP kinase activity; ATP binding. The transcript has 10 exons. Gene Ontology annotation, biological process: protein phosphorylation; intracellular signal transduction. The record is from RefSeq and is a predicted model, not a curated record. Lineage: Eukaryota; Viridiplantae; Streptophyta; Magnoliopsida; Poales; Bromeliaceae.
UCAUUUCACGACUCCUGUCUCUCUCUCUCUCUGUUUAUCUCUGCUUCGUCGAUCGAUCCCCAAGCGAGAGAGAUCAAUCGAGGAGAUCGAAUCCUCCUUUAGGGUUAGGGUUUGGGGUAGAGUUAGGGUUUCGGUGUUUCGGAGGCUUGCAUCGAUCGAUCUCGGGGUCGGGAGAGGUGGAAGAAACGGUGAGCUUUGCGGCGGCGGAGGCGGAGGAGGAGAUGGCGGAGGCGAGGGGCGUCUACGAUCUGUGAUCGGCUUCCGCGGCGUGGGUUUUAGGGCGGAGCGCGGAGCGCGGUGGAGUGCAUGAGGGAUCUGGUUCCGGCUUUAUGUUUUGGUGUUGCGUGGAGGGAUUGUGGGCUUUUGAUCCGGAGCAGGGGUAGGUGGGGCAAAUGCGGAUGAGCUUGGCGUAGAUCGUUCGCGUUUGGGGUUCGUUUCCGUGUGCGGAAGGUUGUAGAAGUAGAGAGUACCUUCUAGAGGUAGAGGGUGCGAGGGGGGAGUGAGCGAAAGGUUGGGUUUUUGGAAUCGUUGGGCUUGGUUGUUGUGGGAAGAUGCAGCACGAUCAGAGGAAAAAGGUUAAGAGUUCAUCGGAGAUGAAUUUUUUCACCGAGUAUGGCGACGCCAAUAGAUAUAAAAUUCAGGAAGUCAUCGGUAAGGGAAGCUAUGGAGUUGUGUGUUCAGCCAUUGACACACAUACCGGAGAAAAAGUGGCAAUCAAGAAAAUAAAUGAUAUUUUUGAACACAUCUCUGACGCUGCCCGGAUCCUUCGUGAGAUCAAGCUUCUCAGACUUCUAAGGCAUCCAGACAUAGUUGAAAUUAAACACAUCAUGUUGCCUCCUUCGAGGAGGGACUUCAAAGAUAUUUAUGUUGUUUUUGAGCUCAUGGAGUCUGAUCUUCACCAAGUCAUCAAGGCUAAUGAUGACUUAACAAAGGAGCAUUACCAGUUCUUCCUUUACCAGAUGCUCAGGGCAUUGAAGUAUAUACAUACUGCUAAUGUUUAUCAUCGCGAUUUGAAGCCAAAGAAUAUAUUAGCCAAUUCAAAUUGCAAGCUUAAAAUCUGUGACUUUGGACUAGCAAGAGUUGCAUUUAAUGAUACUCCUACAACGAUAUUUUGGACGGAUUAUGUUGCGACUAGGUGGUAUAGAGCUCCUGAGCUAUGUGGAUCUUUCUUUUCCAAGUAUACCCCAGCAAUUGAUAUUUGGAGCAUUGGUUGCAUUUUUGCUGAGGUGUUAACAGGAAAGCCUUUAUUUCCUGGUAAAAAUGUGGUUCACCAGUUGGAUUUGAUGACCAAUCUUCUGGGCACACCGUCCUUAGAUACAAUUUCUCGGAUCCGCAAUGAGAAGGCAAGGAGGUACUUGAGCAGCAUGAGAAAAAAAGAGCCUGUGCCGUUUUCUCAGAAGUUCCCAAAAGCGGAUCCAUUAGCAGUUAAGCUUUUGGAAAGGCUUUUAGCAUUCGAUCCCAAGGACAGGCCAACUGCUGCAGAGGCAUUGGCAGAUCCGUACUUUAAAGGCCUGGCUAAACUGGAGAGAGAACCAUCGUGUCAACCGAUCUCGAAAAUGGAGUUCGAGUUUGAGCGUAGAAGAGUGACGAAGGAGGACCUUAAGGAACUUAUAUUCCGCGAGAUAUUGGAGUACCAUCCUCAAUUGCUCAAGGACUAUGUUAAUGGCACUGAGAGGACAAGCUUUCUAUAUCCAAGUGCUGUUGAUCAGUUCAGGAAGCAAUUCACUCAUCUUGAGGAAGACGGUGGUAAAAGUGUGCCAGUAAUUCUAUUUGAUCGGAAGCAUGUUUCUCUUCCCAGGGCUACUAUGGUUCACUCUACUCCUUUCCCUCCCAAGGAACAGCCGACUAAGGCGUCAUUCCAAGAGCGGCCAACCUCCGACGAGUCAUGCAAAAUCCCCCGACAUGUCGAAAGGUUUCCUGCAAAUACAGCUAGGGCUCCACAGCCGCCUCCAGGGAUUCCAACCGCUAGGCCGGGAAAACUCGUUGGGCCAGUAAUACCCUACGAAAAUGGCAGCGUAAAGGAUUCCUACGAUCCGAGAAGGUUGCUUAGGAACAUGCCGCCAACAUACGGUUGCCGCCGCCGCGAGCCUGCGCCUUCGGAUAAACUUUCGCCUGAGCUCCACGGGGAAAGUUGUGCGCAGCACAAGCUGCCACACCAGUUCUAUAUCUCAGGCGCAAUGGAGGCGAAACUUCUGCAGGAGAAACCACCCUUUGAAUCUCAUCAGACGGCCGGUGCUGUCCAGAUCGCGAUGUCGAGAAUGUACUAGUGCAAAACGGCGAAUCGAUUGUGUCUGGUGAUAUCAUAUCGAGCUCGACAGAUCGAAUUGAAAUGCUCAGGGGAAAAGGAAGCGAGGUGGUGAGAAGAUGUUGACGAAAAAGGGAAUUGUCAGAGCGCUGCAGUGCCAUGCGGUGCAGUGCGAGGCUACAUAUGAUGAUUAACGAUACCGGUGGCCAUUUGGAGGCUUUGUGAUCGCCGUGUGCGCGUGGUGCGGGCGAGUAUAUUCGGGUUCCUUCUUGAGGGUGAAGAUGGUGAAAGUGGCGAAGGUGGUUACUGUUCUAUUUUAGUACAGCUGAUAGAUUUCUGUUUCUUGUUGAUCUUGCAUAUAGUCUAUUUGAUGGUUCUUCCCCUUCGGCAGGGAAGUAAAUGUUGUAUUUGUUUGUAGCAGAUAAUGAAGAGAAACUAGUGUUCCAGAAUAAUAAUUUUCAUUAAUCUAUUUGAUGCACUGUUUGUUUAAA